This is a messenger RNA of Durio zibethinus, 679 nucleotides long. Its product is annotated as DNA-directed RNA polymerase subunit beta. The record is from RefSeq and is a predicted model, not a curated record. NCBI's taxonomy places the organism in Eukaryota, Viridiplantae, Streptophyta, Magnoliopsida, Malvales, Malvaceae.
UAUUGGACAGAGAUACAUGAGAGGAAAAUGAUUUUUUUUUUUAAUUUUUUGAGAGAGAGAUAAAGGAAAAUGUUGUUGGUCAUACAGAAAAGCUUUAUCUUCAAUUUCAAGGGAAACAACUCUCAUCUUCUUGUGAGGAGAAAUGACACAAGAUUUAUAAGCAAAAUGACUAAAAAGAAAGGUGUGCCUGAAAGUUCAGGAAGCCAGCUGCAGCAGCAAACCAAUUUUCCAUUGAGGGUUUCCAACACAAUUCUUGCAAGGUCUGUGGUUGCUGUAUUUGGGCUUGGAUUUAUAGAUGCUGGGUACAGUGGGGAUUGGUCAAGGAUUGGGGUGAUUUCAAAAGAGGUUGAGGACCUGUUGAAGAUUGCUGCCAUCGUCGUUGUUCCUUUGUGUAUCUUUCUUAUAUUUUCUUUUUCCAAGGAGCCUGCUGAGACUUGAACUGUUGUGUUAGAAAAAGACUUUUGAAUUCUUUCCAAACAUAUAUACGCUGUCCAAGUAUGUUUAUAUUGCAGAAAUUAUUCUAAUAACUUCGUGAUUUGAAAGGUACACAAAAUGAUAGUCGUUUCCAAAAUUGUUGACACUAAUUGAAAGAGAGGCUUUUGCUAUUCGGUGUAAGGAAAAAUUAGUUAUCGAGUUUUUGAUUUAGUGGUUAAAGAUGUUUAAGAGGAUAUCAAAAUUU